CAAGCCCCUCGUCUCUCCGCCUGCUGUCCCUGCUGGGGACGGGGUCAGCGGCGUGACCUGCAUCUGCUUGCGUGAUUGGAUCAUUGGAACGUAGUGAUUGGAUCAUCGGAGAUGGGCGGCCUGCUGCUGACUGGGGUGACUGGGGUAGGGAAUAUGUCCGUUCGCAGGUUACUCAAGAAUGGAUUCAGGCAGAAGGUGAUGGUGCGAAAGUGCAGGCACACUCACAGAGUAGGGUUUUACGGGCAGCAGAUGAUGAUGCAGGUUGCAGACACAGUCACAGAGCAGAGUUUUACUGUACAAAUCAGGAACCAUUCGACAGUGCAGGUUGAAGACACGGUCACUGAGCAGAGUUACUGUCCAAAUCAGGAACCAUUAGACAGUGCAGCUUGCAGACAGAGUCACCGAGCAGAUUUUGAGGUGCAUUGAAGCUGUGGUGCUUUCAUGUGAGCUCAGACCUUGCUUCAGCGAGUGAUUUAGAGGAUUAGUGGUGGUUCGUUUACUUUCUGAGAGGCAACUUCAGAAGAAAAGUUCAGAUCUCUUUGUAAAAAAAUUGUGCUAUGCAAGUGUUAGCUGUAAAUCAGGAAAAAAACACUACUGGCGAAUGGCAAGACGGUGAGGGUGCUGCCGGCGUGCAUGAACUUCCACCCGGCAUGCGUGGGCGAGUGGCUGCGGUUCAACAUGACAUGCCCGUUCUGCCGCGCUGCACCUGCUGUAGCAGUUUCCGGUCUCCUUUGCCCUGUGACACCAAUCGUCGGUGAUGGACUCCGAAGAAAGAAGGAUAGGGCUGACCUUUUUUCAUCUCUGAAGUGUUUAUAUAUGUACUUUUGUUUAUACUAGUCCACUUUUUAAUUCACCAUGGUUUAUCUUUCUGUUUGUAGAUUUUCCAGUGAUAUGAGAUUUGGUGAUUCUAUCUAUAUUUCUCUUCACGUUUGCCAUAAUUAUUUGUUCAUCACUUCCAACUCCACACCUGUAGAAAAAGCCAAGCUGAACUACCAGAACUACAGCAGAAGGCGCUUCGCUGAACAAGGCAGGAUGGUACGCCAUCCUGUGAAGCAGCUGUAUAAUGAGCUGCCACAAGCGGCACCGGCACCCGCACAAGCACAGGGGGGCCAUACCUCAUGGUGGCACAGCGAGAAGAUGGUGGGAACCCAGAUUGAGCUCCUGUUAUUACUCUAUGUCGUCAUUGGCGCCAUACAGGUGGUGGGCAAUCGGUACAGGCGCAGCAUCAAUAGCGCCUAUGUUAAGUACCCACUAUGGCUGGCAUACUCUGCCAGCCAACCCUUAGUGGCAUAUACCCUUGGUGUUAUGUACAACUCUCCGUUCAAAGAGACCAAAUCUCUGCUCACUACUAUGUUUGUUGUCGUUGCUUUGGGGAGAGUGAACACGAUGACAGCUUACAAUGUUGAUGACAACAAGCGGUACACCGCCCAGUUCUUCCGGCAUGUCCUGUUUGUGGUGAGCUACAUGUCCAUGGCCAUAACCAUCCCCCACACCUCCGGAUUUUUAGGUUGGAACGCUCUCAUUCACUCCCUGAUCGCGGUGUUCUUUCUGAUCUUCUUUCUGACCAUGAAUGGUGGAAGGACUUGCGCAAAUAUCAUGGCAAGUAGCUUCUCAGACAAGGGGAGCUUAUACCUCCAAACGCAUAUGAAGAUUGACCAACGGGCAUCUGUAGCUUAUGAUCCAGUAUCUCUUGAAGGGUACAACUACCUUGUUUUUUCUUUCGAUCAGAAGAAAGAGCACCGUAAGGAUGAACAGGAGAAGAUUGUGGAGGUGAAUGAGAAUGAUGAUGAGGAGAAGCUGGUAGUGGAGGUGGAUGAGAAGAAUGAUGAUGAGGAGGAGCGGAAGCAUGAAAAGGUUGAUGAAAAUGAUAAUGAAAAGGAGGAGGAGAUCAUGGAGGUGAAGGAGAAGGACGAUGAUGAUGAUGAUGAGGAGGAGGAGCAGAAGCAUGAAAAGGCUGAUGAAAAUGAGAAAGAAAAGGAGGAGGAGAUCGUGGAGGUGAAGGAGAAGGACGAUGAUAAUGAUGAUGAUGAUGAGGAGGAGGAGCAGAAGCAUGAAAAGGAUGAUGAUUAUGAUGAAGGGGAGGAGAAAAGUGAUGAUGAGGACGAACGGGGCCAUAUUACAGUUAGCAUGGUAUGGAGUUCCUCUUCAGGUCCGUUCGGUGGAAGUGAAGGUCCACGACUGAAGGAACUGUGCCUUUCCUUUGCCUUGUUUCAGCUAUUACGGAGGCGUUUCUUUGGGGCCGAUUGCCCUGAAGCGAAGCUUCAGAAAACUCAUGAUCUGGUCUUCAAAGGAUUCCUCUUGGAUGUAGAGAGAAACUACGAAGCUGCAUAUAGGAUAAUUGAGACAGAGCUGGCUUUCACCUACGAUCAUUUCUUCUCCACCACUCAUUCCUUAUUCAGUGCACAUGGUACCAUUAACUUUUUCCUCAGCAUUUUUUGUGUUGCGGUCAUAUAUCCUUCAGGAAUAGUAACAUUGAUCAAGGAUCUCCUGCGCUAUAAACAUGAGUCUCUCAGCUCACCUAGUAGGGUGCCAUGGGGAAGAACAGGCAUUCUGACAGGAGUAGUACUUGUCAUGCUGAGUUUUGCACUUGAGCUGCUACAGCUUUAUGUUCUUAUUUCAUCCGACUGGGCUAAGGUAGAAUUUGCCUGUCGGCUUCCAGGACUAUACUUCGGAAAAAAUCUCCCACAGUUAUUUGGUUAUUGGCAGAAUAAGAUUGGCCAGCACUCGCUAAUUAAGGAUUUGCAUGGAAAAUCAUUCAUCGCUGACCUGGUGGGGUCUUUGUCUUAUUUGUUUCAGUCCUUUCAUUGCUAUACUUCAGCUUUCCCUCGAGGAUUUGAACAUCGUGGUGUUAAGAAGGCAGAUCGCAUUCCAUUGACAGACACCGUCAAGUUGGCCAUUGCUAGAACUCUCAAAGAGAGCAAUGGUCAACUGUCGUGCGGAGUAUCAUCAUUGCGACAGAAUUUUCAAGGUGAAGAAAUUCCAUUAUGGGCAUGCAAUCACGAGACUCCUGCCAGAACCAUGUUGAUUUGGCAUGUUGCAACUGAGUAUUGUGUCAUCGCACAAUGUAAGAUUGCAGAGCUAGAAACUUUGGUACUCAACCAUCAUACUGUUGCCCAAGAAAUAUCAAGUUAUUGCGCAUAUUUGAUGGCGUUUGUGCUAGAAUUGCUCCCGGAUCAUCCUUUGGAGACCACAAAUUGUUUCAUGAAGUGAGGAACGAGGCACUAAACUUGUUGCGCAAAGACAGGACGCCGUUUGAGAAACACACAAAGAUGAAAACCUAUCACCGGCAACAUGAGACGACCUUUGCGUCGGGGAUCUGGUUAGGGAAGAAGCUUGAAGAAAUGAGAGAUGACAGUCGGUGGAAGAUGCUGGCAGAUUUCUGGACUGAAAUGAUAUUGUACGCAGCUCCAUCGGACAAUGCAAAGGAUCAUAUACAGCAUCUGGCAAAUGGAGGUGAGUUUCUAACACACCUGUGGGCGUUGCUCUCCCACGCUGGCAUUCUAGAGAGGGAUCAACAGAUCCAUGGCCAUCCUCCUGCAGAAUGUUUUGCACCUCGCGAAGCAACAACCUAUGCUGAUGAGCAGACGUGCAGAAAUGAUCAGCAGCUGGAUCCACUGCUUCACUCCCGUUCCGUUCAAGCUACACAGCUACGGCAAACGGAGGUAGAAAUGACUGCAUCAAUGGAGCGUCGUAUUGAUAUUUCUGAAGUUUCAAGCUCCACCAAGCAGGCCUGAGUGAAUAAGUGUGAGGUCUCUUCACUGUCAGGUGGUAUAAAAUUGUGAGAGUUCAGUUGUUUGCUAGUACUAGUCAAUUUGUUUGAUGCCUCCAGUUGUAAGACCUGUUAUGACAAUCUAGUUGAUUUGUGUUGCUUCCAGUAAUUUACUGUGCCUUUCACUCUGUAAUAUGGUUGUGAUUUCCACUCAAGAAGAUGGUUGUGAUUUGUUA
Triticum aestivum (bread wheat) is the source of this 3945-nucleotide messenger RNA. RefSeq lists its product as uncharacterized. Lineage: Eukaryota; Viridiplantae; Streptophyta; Magnoliopsida; Poales; Poaceae. Bases 856 to 3210 code for a protein of 784 amino acids. The transcript is spliced from 3 exons. The record is from RefSeq and is a predicted model, not a curated record.